AUGGCCUGCUACUACUCCAAAUUUCCAUUUGUGAGAAAAGUGAAAGACCUGAUAGCCAAAACAAUCACUACAGUGGCUCGAGGACUCCUAGCAGAGCAAAGAAUACCAGAGCAGAUCAUAUGUGACAAUGGAACCCUGUUCACAUCACAAGAAUUCAAAAAGCUAGCCGAUGAGUAUGGGUUCAAUAUUACUUCAUCUCCACACUACCCCAAAGGUCAUGGGUUUAUAGAAAGACAGGUGCAGGCAGUGAAGAGAACACUAGUCAAAUGCCGAGAGACAAAGGAAGACCCAAACAUGGCACUUCUUUCCCUACGAGCGACACAACUGAGAGCUGAUAUGAAAUCCCCAGCAGAAUUGCUGAAUGGCAGGAAGUAG
Molecule: messenger RNA, 375 nt
Organism: Octopus sinensis (East Asian common octopus)
Lineage: Eukaryota; Metazoa; Mollusca; Cephalopoda; Octopoda; Octopodidae
Exons: 1
Coding region: 1-375 (124 amino acids)
Biological process (GO): DNA integration
Molecular function (GO): nucleic acid binding
Source: RefSeq, a predicted model, not a curated record